UCUCUCUCCUCAUAUCACACUUCCCUUUCCCUCCUUUCUGCAACUCAAUGGCGGAAGCACACACCAAACGCCACCACGAAAAUGACGGCGACUCUCAAAUUGAAAAUACAAAACGCCAUAGAAGUUCUUACAUUAAUGAACAACAAGAAACUUUGCAAGAUUUAUCAGAUUUCUUCACAAAUUUUUCUUCCGACCCAUUUCUUUAUUUCACCCAACAACCAGAUAACGCCUCAGCCUCAAACAUAAAGAAAGAACUGGUCGAAGAAGAUGAUGAGAAAGAAAGGGCUAUUAGACACCUGUUUGAAGCUUCCGACGAUGAGCUAGGUAUACCCAGCAGGGUUGAGGAUGGCGGAGACGAUGGGGAAGUUGGUGUCUGUGGCGGAGGUGGUGAUGAUAUAGCCGGAGAAGAAUACGGGGAUUUUUCGUUGGCUUUAUGUGAUGGGUUAUGGGAGCUUGAAGAUGAGGCUGCUAAUUAUUACACUCUGUUGCAAAGUGAACUUUUUAUGCAAUAGUUUUCUUUUGGGGGGUUAGAAGUGAUAAAACAGAUUAUGUUGGGGGAUGUGGAUGAAAUGAGUGAGGUUGAAAAAGAAAUGGAUAAAAGUUUUGAGAUUUUCAUUUUGCAACCUCAAGCACUAAAAUAUCCCUUAGGUUAUUCAAAACUUUUACAAGAAAAGAAUGUGCAUGACUACUUAUUAUAUUUAUUUGUUUA
Molecule: messenger RNA, 709 nt
Organism: Lactuca sativa (garden lettuce)
Lineage: Eukaryota; Viridiplantae; Streptophyta; Magnoliopsida; Asterales; Asteraceae
Source: RefSeq, a predicted model, not a curated record